AAAAAUGUCCAACCAACGUUGUAUAUAAAUAAUUUUUGACAGUUGUGAUAUAAAUAUUGAAAACGGUUCUCCAACGGUGAUUUUGUGCAUCAAACCAAACGGGAGGAGCAGAGAGAAAGAGAUCUCAUCUCCAUUUCUCCAAGAAUAGCGGAAGAAAAUGGGUCUCUCUUUCACCAAGCUGUUCAGCCGGUUGUUUGCCAAGAAGGAGAUGCGUAUACUUAUGGUGGGUCUCGAUGCUGCUGGUAAGACCACCAUUCUCUACAAGCUCAAGCUCGGAGAAAUUGUCACCACCAUUCCCACCAUUGGGUUUAAUGUGGAAACUGUGGAAUAUAAGAACAUCAGCUUCACUGUCUGGGAUGUUGGAGGCCAAGACAAGAUUCGUCCUUUGUGGAGACAUUACUUCCAAAAUACACAAGGGCUUAUUUUUGUGGUUGAUAGCAAUGACCGAGAUCGUGCUGUUGAAGCUAGGGAUGAGCUGCACAGGAUGUUGAAUGAGGAUGAGUUGAGAGAUGCUGUGCUUCUAGUUUUCGCAAACAAGCAAGAUCUUCCAAAUGCUAUGAAUGCUGCUGAAAUAACCGACAAGCUUGGUCUCCAUUCACUUCGCCAGCGUCACUGGUAUAUUCAGAGCACAUGUGCCACCUCCGGUGAGGGACUUUAUGAAGGACUCGACUGGCUCUCAAACAACAUCGCAAACAAGGGAUAGUGUGAUUCUUGGUUUUGGGUUGCAUGAAGUUCAGUUGUGCUGUAGCGAUGAUCAUUUCGGAUGUUUGAUGUUGUUACCCUGUUUAGGAUUUUAUCUGCUCUAGCAUGUAAUGUCUUCGGAAAACAACAGAAGUCUACUACUACCUAGUUUCAAAAUAAUUUGCCAUUUUUUUCAUCUAUAACCAAAAGUAUUGUUUUAUCCAUUGAUUUGAGGUUAAUUAAAUCAUUGAAAGCUUUUUACAUUUA
Lotus japonicus is the source of this 948-nucleotide messenger RNA. Its product is annotated as ADP-ribosylation factor-like. Gene Ontology annotation, molecular function: GTPase activity; GTP binding. Lineage: Eukaryota; Viridiplantae; Streptophyta; Magnoliopsida; Fabales; Fabaceae. The transcript has 7 exons. The record is from RefSeq and is a predicted model, not a curated record. The coding region runs from base 158 to 703 and encodes 181 amino acids. Gene Ontology annotation, cellular component: cytoplasm. Gene Ontology annotation, biological process: intracellular protein transport; vesicle-mediated transport.